Ornithorhynchus anatinus (platypus) is the source of this 2218-nucleotide messenger RNA. It is a transcript of the gene MBD6, whose product is annotated as methyl-CpG binding domain protein 6. Lineage: Eukaryota; Metazoa; Chordata; Mammalia; Monotremata; Ornithorhynchidae. The transcript has 12 exons. The record is from RefSeq and is a predicted model, not a curated record. The coding region runs from base 152 to 1828 and encodes 558 amino acids. Gene Ontology annotation, molecular function: chromatin binding; DNA binding. Gene Ontology annotation, cellular component: chromocenter; nucleus.
CCGCGCCGAGCGGAGGCCCCGGCGGGGGGGAGGGCCGCCAUGGGCCUCGGUGUGGGCUGAGCCGGCUGCCGCCGCGCUUUCCCUACGGGACGCCCCCGUUGCCCAAGCCCGCGGCAGAAAUGUUCAGGCAGGGGCGCGCCGAGGGUGCACAAUGAAUGGAGAUGCGUCCGGAGGAGCAGACACCGCGGAGGGCCCCGUGCCCGCGCCCGUGCCCGCGGGCUGGCAGCGCCACUUGCGCCGGGGAGCCGUGCACUAUGUCAGCCCGAGCGGCGUGGAGCUGGGGUCCCUGGAGCAGACUCGAACCUACCUCCUCAGCGACGACACCUGCAAAUGCGGCCUGUCCUGCCCCGUGCGCCUGCCUCAGGUUUUCAACUUUGACCCCUCGGCCCCGAUGACCCCAGCGACCCCCGAUGGGACCGGGGCGGCCGAGGAAGACAUGACCAAGCUGUGCAACCACCGGCGGAAAGCCGUCGCCACGACGUCGCCGGCCCCCGGCCCCGAGCCGGCGCGCCCGCCCCCGGCCCCCCGCGCCCCUCUGGCGGAAGGAGAGAGCUCUUCCGUCCACGCCGCCGGCGCCCAGGGCCGCCCGCCGGCCUCCGGCCUCUCCGCCCGGCUCCCCCCCCGGCUGCCCCUCGAUCUGGCCGUCACCCGCCGCAGCGAUGCCUUAAGACUGUCCCUGCUGCGGCCCCUGCCUCGCCCUCCCCUCCGCCCUCCCGCCGAGAGCUUUAGAGCGGCCGCGGGAGCCGCCGGCCCGCGCCCGGGGCGGCCCCGCACCCCGCCUGCCUCCGCCGGGGUCCCCGGCGGCGGCUGCGGCCCGGACACCUCUGGCCGUCGGGCAGAGCCGAGGGGGAGGGGAGGGCGGGGGCGGGACCCCUCUGCUGCGGGUUCCCCCUAUCCGGCCGCCACCGCCUCCCUGCUCCCACCCGCUGGGGGAGGGGUUUUCUCCUGCAGCCCGGAGCAGGGCCUGACCCUCGGCGGGGGCUCCCCGGAGCUGCUGGGGGCCUUGGCCCUCCCCGGGCCCCUGGGCCCACCCUCGGACUCGGGCUUCCUACCGUGGGGGUCACAGCCCCCCGAGCCCCUUCUGGGUGUCCCCCCCGAUCUAGGGGAGCCUCCGGGGGCUCCCCUGCUCCCCUCCCCCUCCAGCGGGCUGCUGGCCGCCCUAGUGCCCCUCCUCGGCCUGGAGCCCUGUCCGAGGACCCCUCAUCAGCCCGGUCUGCUGAGCCCUCCCCAGUCGGGCCCACCUACCUCCCACGUCACCACUGCGCCUAGUGCCCCCGGGCCCCCCACCUCAGGGAGACCCCCGCCGUUUCAGCCACUGCCCACCCCUGUGCUGAGCACGGGCCUCUUCGGCGAGCUGCCCUUGCUGACGGGGCCCCCCGGCCCCUUGGCCUGCCUGCUGCACAGUCUCCAGGUGCCCCUGGAGAAGGCCGGCCUAGGGCAAGGCCCCCCCUGCGACUUGGGAAUCGGCCACGGGCGGGGCACAGGGAGCCCGCAGCCCCUCCGGGGCCGCGGGCGGGGCCGGCGGGGCCGGCGGCCGGGGGAGACGGGGCCCGGCCGCUGGGCCGUCCGGCUGGGAGAAGGCGGUUCGGCCGGGCAGCUGGAGUGGGCCUGCCCCUGGCGGCGCAACGGGGAGCUGGGCGGCCGUUGCUCGCGCCGCCGCGGCCGUGGCCGCCACGGAGCGAGGGGGGCCCCGGCCAAGGCACCCCCGCCUGACGAUCAGCUCAAGGUGCCCCCAAGGGGGCGGGGACGGGGCCGCAGCCGCCAGAGGGGCAGCAACCGGCUACGACCCCGCCGUCGCAGCCGCGCCGUGGCCGGCUCGGCACCCUGACGAGGACCGGGAGGACCGGGAGGAGGACCGGGAGACGGGGCCUGUAGCCGCCCGCUCCCCCCGCAGCCAGAGGGAGACGGCCACGGCCUGGACUCGACGUGCCCCGACUCCCCCCUCCCCCCACCCCAGCCGGGGCUCAGGUUAUUUCUGCACAGACCAUCUCCUUUGGGACGCGGGUCUGCCCCGACCCCGUGGCCCAACUGGGGGACCUUCCUCUGCCCCCUCCCCUGAACAAAGCAAUAACCCCACCCAGCCGUGGGAGCCGACCGCAGGCUGGGCCCCACCUCUCCCUCCCCGUCCCAAACCGUCCUCCCCUUCCUCCCCCCACCCCCGGUGUGUAAGCCCCCUGGGCCGCGCUCCCUCACAACAGACGAGACAGUUUGGACAGGG